Messenger RNA from Tetrahymena thermophila SB210, 1995 nucleotides. RefSeq names its product MFS transporter. Gene Ontology annotation, biological process: transmembrane transport. The transcript has 5 exons. Gene Ontology annotation, cellular component: membrane. NCBI's taxonomy places the organism in Eukaryota, Ciliophora, Oligohymenophorea, Hymenostomatida, Tetrahymenidae. Gene Ontology annotation, molecular function: transmembrane transporter activity. The record is from RefSeq and is a predicted model, not a curated record.
AUGCAAAAAACAAAUAGUGGAAAUAUUCUUUAGCCACCAAGUGCUUCGAAAAGCUUUAUUUAUUCUGUAUGUUUUAUCACAAAUAUUUUAGUAAAUUUUGAUCAUGGUAUUGUUCCUGCAGCUUCCAAAGAAAUCAAAUAGGAUUUGAAAAUUACUGAUUUUGAAUUAGGAAUUUUGGGGUCAGUUGUAUAUGCAGGUCUCCUUCUAGGUUCAGUUGCCGCAUCGCAAGCAUUUAUGAUGAUAAAAACCAAAAAACUGAUUAUUGGUGUCAUUGUUUCUUACAUCUUUAGUCUGCUACUUUUCUUAGUGUCAGAUAGGAUUAUUUUACUUGGAUUUUCUAGAACUUUAGUUGGCUUCUUUCAAGUUUUUUUAGUUGUAUUUUUCCCUGUCUGGGUAGAUUUACACGGAGGUUCUAAGUAGACUUUAUGGCUAACUAUAUUAUAGCUAGGUGUUCCUUUGGGAGUGUUUUUAGGUUAUUUAGCUACAUCUUUCUUUGUCAAAAUAUUCUCAAAUUGGCAAUAUUCUUUUAUCACAUAAAUCGUUUUGCUUACACCAUGUGUUUUAAGCCUUAUGCUCUUUCAUUCAUCAGAGUUAGAUGUGUAGAUGAAAGAAGAGGAAGUUAUAAAUGGUAAAAAAAUAGAAUAGGCGAAUAUUUAAAAUUUAUAGGGUCGCUCUUCUAUCCAUCGUUUAUCUAUCGAGCCAGUUCUCAAACUUUAUAAAAAUCAUACUUACACUUCUAAAUUAAAAGAGCUUUUUACAAAUAAAAUAUUUAUUUUCACAAUGCUUACACUAGCCUCUCUCUAUUUUGUUGUGACAGGAAUUCAGUUUUGGAUAUCUGAUUAUAUGAGAACAAUACUAUUUGUAGAUUAGAAGACAGUUUACACGGCUUUUUCAUUAAUCUCUAUAACUGCUCCUAUAUUUGGAGUACUUAUAGGUGGAAUAGCUUUAGAAAAGGUAGGAGGGUAUGCUGGUAAAAAUGCUAUAAAUUUAUGUUUGUUGAAUGGAGUGCUAGCUUCUUGUUGUGCUAUACCCAUACCUUUUACAAAUAGAUAUGAAGUAGUACUUAUUUUGUUAUGGUUUUUAUUUUUUUUUGGAGGUUCACUCAUGCCAGCUGUAACGGGACUAAUGCUUCAUUCGAUACCAAAAAACUAUCGUGCUUUUGGAAAUUCUUAAGCCUAGCUAUUUCACAAUUUGCUAGGAUAUUUACCUGCCCCUGUUGUUUAUGGUAUUGUAAAUUAAAUGUCACAAAGUGUAGAAAAAAGAAGUGGUAUGAAGGUACUGAUGCUAUGGAGUUUAUGGGGAAUUAUUUUUUUGGUAUUUGCUAAGAUUGAGUAAUAAAGAUUAGAAAAAACCUAGUAGGAUCAAGAGAAAGAAAUGCUUUAAUAUCUAUAAAGUUAAAAUUAAAAUACAAAUAAAGUCAAACACCAUGAUUAACUUUCAGACAAAAUACCAAUGUCUAAAAUUACAGAAAAAGAAUCUGAGUAAUCUUAAUCUUUCUUGGAAAACAACGAGAAUUAAUCUCCUUUCGAUUAAGCAUUUGAGCAAAAAUAAUAAAAAGAAUGGCAUGAAUAGCAAUAAAAGGCAGAUGAAGAAGCAAGUAGAUAAAGUCGCCCAUAUGCAUAUUAAGUAAAUAAAAAAAAAGAAAUGGAGUAGCCUCUAAUAAAUAAAGAUUAUAGAUAAAGCAGAUCAUUAGGAAACGAAAAAAAUUUAUUAUUAAAAUCGAAUGGUCCUUUGGGGAAUUCCAUAAAUUUUUCCUAAAUUAAGCCAUAGUUUUAUAAAUAUAACCAAACACCAAAAUAAACCAUGAGCAUCAAUCGCAAGAGUUCUGUUGCCUUUUAGACUAUUGGAAUGAUGCUUGGUAGAACUAGUAUAUUGUAUAUUGAUGAUCCAGAAGAUAACGAUGAUGAUUAAAUAUUAGAUAAUUUAUAAGAUGAAGAAUUAAAAAACUUAAGAGAAGAUUAUAAUAAAGAAUAUGAUUAAUACUAUAAGAAAUGA